Molecule: messenger RNA, 12587 nt
Organism: Monodelphis domestica (gray short-tailed opossum)
Lineage: Eukaryota; Metazoa; Chordata; Mammalia; Didelphimorphia; Didelphidae
Biological process (GO): regulation of transcription by RNA polymerase II
Molecular function (GO): DNA-binding transcription factor activity; RNA polymerase II cis-regulatory region sequence-specific DNA binding
Source: RefSeq, a predicted model, not a curated record
GACUCCAUUUCCCUGAAUCCGCUGGAGUGCCACGUGAGGUGCGCAGGCGCUUCUCUCUAGGGGUCUGUGGCCGCCUGCCCCGCCUUGUCCCCCCCCCAUUCCGUGGCAUUCUGGGAGUCGUAGUUCCGGCCUGCUUGCGGGCAGUCGCCGUUUCAGCUGCGUGAGCAUUUCCAGCUCGUCUUUUAUUUAUUUUGUUUGAGUCGCUCCCGGGCCGGUAGGUGGUGAGUGGCAGCCUCUUGCUGAGUUUACGAGGGCCCAUUCUGGGGCCCCAGAGCCCCAGCCCUGCCAGAUGGUGACGACUGGAGGGCAAGAAUCCAUCCUGGACGGAACCUUCGUGUGCUGAGACCUUUCUUCAGAACAUCAAUACAGACCCUGAUGAGAAGAAACUGCUGGUGUUUUUAGGAGUCUGUGGGCUAAAAAGGAUCCUGUCUGGGGAGAGAAGACUUCUAGGAAGAGUCACUGCUUCAAGGAGUGACCAUGAAGGGCCUGGACCCAAUACUGGAAGAGAGAGUUCUGGCUUCUCAGGACUCUGGCCAAGAAGUGGGAAUCGAGGGGGCGGAGAGAAUGACUUCUGAGAGCCCAAAAACCAGGUCUCAGAAAUUACUGACGUUCCAAGAUGUGGCCGUGGACUUCACCCGAGAGGAAUGGGGGCUGCUGGAGCCAGCUCAGAAGGACCUGUUCAGGGACGUGAUGCUGGAGAGCUAUGAGAACUUUGUGUCCCUGGGGCUUCCAGAUUCCAAAGAAGAUGUGAUCUCCCAGUUGGAGAAAACAGAGGCACCAGGACCACCCGAAGGAGAAGUCCCAGGAGACACUUACACAGAUUUUCUUCAUGAAUAUAAUGUAUUUGGAAGACUUCCUACUGGAGAGAAACCACUUGAAUUUAUUGAAUGUGGGAAAGCAAACGAUCUAGGCCAAGAUCAAAAAAUAAAUACUGGAGGUACAUCCUGUUGCUGUAAUGAUUGUGGGAAAGUCUUCGGUCAGAAUCAACACCUUAAAAUACAUACAAUAUUUCUUACUGCCAAGAAUUCCUUUGAAUAUGAUGAAUGUGGGGAAGCUUACCUAGCUGAACAUCAAAGAAUUCAUACUGAAGAUAAACCAUAUAAAUGUAAUUUAUGUGUGAAAGUCUUCAGCAGUAAGCAUUACUUAGGGCAACAUGAAAAAAAUCAUACUGGAGAUUUACUCUAUAGAUGUAAUGAAUUUGGAAAAGCGUUUAGGAAGAAGGGAAACAUAUAUGAACAGAAGAGAGAUCAGUGUGGUGAGAAACCCUACUUAAUUAAUAAAUAUGGGAAAGCCUUUACACCGAAGAGAAGCCUAAAAAUCCGUGACAUAAUUCAUACUGGAAAGAAGUUCUUUGAAUGUAAUGAAUGUGGAAAGGGCUUCAAACAUCGAUCAGUCCUUUUAAGACAUCAGACAAGUCAUACUGGAGAGAAACCUUACAUAUGUAAUGAGUGUGGGAAAGCCUUCAGCCAAAAGGGAAACCUUAAAAUGCAUAAGAUAAUUCAUUCUAGAAAUAAGCCCUUUGAAUGUAUGCAAUGUGGCAAAGGCUUCAGGAAUAGCUUUUCCCUUUUACAACAUGAGAGAGUUCAUACAGGAGAGAAACCUUUUGACUGUCAUGAAUGUGGGAAAGCUUUUAGCCAAAAGGCAAACCUUAAUUCACAUAAGAGAAUUCAUACUGGAGAAAAGCCCUAUGCAUGUAAUGAAUGUGGAAAAGCCUUCAGCCAAAAAGCCAGCCUUAAUUCACAUAAGAGAAUUCAUACUGGAGUGAAACCAUAUUCAUGUAAUGAAUGUGGAAAGACCUUUAGUCAAAAGGGAAAUCUUAAAAUGCACAUGAUAACCCAUACUCAGAAGAAGCCCUUUGAAUGUAUGGAAUGUGGGAAUACCUUUAGAAAUACCUUUCACCUUUUACAACACGAGAGAAUUCAUAAUGGACAGAAACCCUUUGAAUGCAAUGAAUGCGGGAAAGGCUUCAGACACAUUUCAGUUCUUUUGAGACAUUAUAGAAGUCACACUGGAGAAAAACCCUAUGAGUGUAAUGAAUGUGGGAAAGCCUUCAGCCAAAAGGGAAAUCUUAAAAUGCAUAAGAUAACUCACACUAGAAAGAAGCCCUUUGAAUGUAUGGAAUGUGGGAAAGGCUUCAGGAAUAGCUUUUCCCUUUCACAACAUGAGAGAAUUCAUACAGGAGAGAAACCUUAUGUAUGUAAUGAAUGUGGGAAGGCCUUCAGCCAAAAAACAAACCUUAAUUCACAUAAAAGGAUUCAUACUGGAGAAAAAGCAUAUUCAUGUGAUGAAUGCGGAAAAGCUUUUGGGAAUAGCUUUUAUCUUUUACAACAUGAGAGAAUUCAUACUGGAGAGAAGCCCUUUGAAUGUAUUGAAUGUGGGAAAGGUUUCAGGUACAUCUCAAUCCUUUUGAGGCAUCAGAGAACUCAUACUGGAGAGAAACCUUAUGAAUGUAAUGAAUGUGGAAAAGCCUUCAGCCAAAAGGGAAACCUUAAAAUGCAUAAGAUAAUUCAUUCCAAAAAGAAGCCCUUUGAAUGUACGGAAUGUGGCAAAGGCUUCAGGAAUAGCUUUUCCCUUUUACAACAUGAGAGAAUUCAUACUGGAGAGAAACCUUAUGAAUGCAAUGAAUGUGGAAAAACCUUCAGACAAAAGACAAACCUUAAUUCACAUAAGAGAAUUCAUACUGGAGAGAAACCAUAUGUAUGUAAUGAAUGUGGGAAAGCAUUCAGCCAAAAGGCCAGCCUUAAUUCCCAUAAGAGAAUUCAUACUGGAGUGAAACCAUAUUCAUGUAAUGAAUGUGGGAAGGCCUUCAGCCAAAAGGCAAGCCUUAAUUCACAUAAGAGAAUGCAUGCUGGAGUGAAACCAUAUUCAUGUAGCGUAUGUGGGAAAGGCUUCAGUAAUAACUUUUACCUUUUACAACAUGAGAGAAUUCAUAGUGGAGAGAAACCUUUUGAAUGUAAUGAAUGUGGGAAAGGCUUCAGACAUAUCUCAGUCCUUUUGAGACAUCAGAGAAGCCAUACUGGAGAGAAACCCUAUGAAUGUAAUGAGUGUGGGAAAGCCUUCAGCCAAAAGGGAAACCUUAAAAUGCAUAAGAUAAUUCAUUCUAGAAAGAAGCCAUUUGAAUGUAUGGAAUGUGGGAAAGGCUUCAGGAAUAGCUUUUCCCUUUUACAACAUGAGAGAAUUCAUACUGGAGAAAAACCAUUUGAAUGUAAUGAGUGUGGGAAAGCUUUCAGCCAAAAGACAAACCUUAAUUCUCAUAAGAGAGUUCAUACUGGAGAAAAACCCUAUAAAUGUAACCAUUGUGGGAAAGCCUUCAGCCAAAAGGGAAGCCUUAAUAAGCAUCACAAAACUUGUAGGGGAGAGAAACACUUUGAAUAAAAUGAAAGGGCAUUAGCCCAUAGCCAGAACUUAUGGUAUAAUUCAGAAUACAAAUAGACCCUUUGAAUAUAGUGAAUUUGAAAAACUUCACAUAGUUCAUUGGAAGCAUGGGAUUCGUAACAAGGCAUAUACUCUAUGAUUCAAAUAAAUGGAAAACUUGCAGCUGGAAGGGAAAGCAAUAUACACUAGAAAACUCAUAUUUGAGAAAUAUUUUUCAUGUAAUGAGUUGGAAUUUUUAAGGAACUUGAGACUUAAUGCUGGACAGAACAUGUGAAUGUACAGAAUAUUGAAAAGAUUUCAUGAGAAUAAAAGCAUUACACAUCAGAAAAUUCAUACUGAAGGCAAGGACCUAGUGUAACAAUUGUAAGCAAACUUUUGAAAAGUAGAAAGUGGAUCAUAAGAGACUUCAUACUAAAGAGAGAAACCUUUGGAUAUAAUGAAAGCCUUCAGGCCAAGUCAAACCUUUGUUAUACAUCAUUCAAGCAUUAGGAUGGAUAACUUUUGAAAAAACAUUUGAGCAAACCUUCAUCUAGAGGAAACAAUUUGCAGAACAUCAGCUAAUUCAUACUGGUGAGAAUCUCCAUAUAUGUAAUGAAUAGAUCAUGUCUCAUCCCAGAUAUCAUGCUGGAAUUUAACUCUGCAAGUAUAUAAUGGAAGGGAAAAGCUUUGGAAAUUUCUAGUCAUAGAAUUUCAGAGUUGAAAAGGGCUUUAGAAACCACCGAGUUCAACUUCAUUUGAAAUAAAAUUGCCCCUAUGUCAUUUCAAAUUACCACCUGGAAUUUUUAAAAAGAUUUUUAAAGAGGGAGAACUUGCUGCCUCCGAAGGCAGUUGGUUCCCUUUUUUGGAUAGGGAUAAUUAUUAAACCUUUUUUCUUUUGGAAAACAAAACCUAAAAAACACUUUUUUUGAGGGGGGCAACUUUUCCCUAUUCCUCCUAGUUUCACCUGCAGCCAAUGAAAACAAGCAUAAUCUCCAAUGACAACAAAACAGAUAUUUGAAGAUAGUUAAGCUGUACCACCACCACCACUGAAAUUUGUCUUCAAAUAAAACAUCCUUAGUUCUUUCCAUUCAUCCUUAUGAAGUAAAGGUCAUUCAUCUUCCUGGUUGCCUUUUGCUGCACAUUCCUUAGAUGAUUCUAAAAUGUGGUUCCAAAAUGUGCUAAAAAAAUAAAUAUUUACUAUAAUGCAAAUAAUAUGCUAAGUGCUAGAGAUAGAAAUGCAAAAGCAAGAUAGCCCUUGCCUUUAAGGAACUUAUAUUCUAAUUGCAUAUCAAAAUCAUAUAGCUUAGGUGCAUGUUUACCCAGGAAAGUUAUGAUGUGAGAAAUCACAGGGAUGGUGAAUGGAGCUGUAGAAAAAUUGGUCAACAUGCUCUUUUUAGUAGCAAUAACAACAUUAAUUUAAUUUUCAGUAUGAUUUCUGAGCUGGAAAUCCAGACAGCAGGAAAGAAGGGGAUGAGGGUAUGUGCUGCAGGUGGCAAGAUUACUGUUGUAAAUUAUGAAAUGUGACUAGGGUCAGCUAAGCUUCAGGGUGGGAAAUCCAGAGAUGAAAGAUGUGUUUCAGUUCUGAUGACUAGUCUUGAUCAGGAGUACUUAGCUUUUUUUGGUUAUGUGGACUCCAUUGGCAAUUCGAUGAAGCCUAUGGACCCCUUCUCCAAAUAAUGUUUUUAAAUGCAUGAUAUAAAAUACUUAGGAUUAUGAAGAAAACCCAUUAUAUUGAAAUAUAGUUAUCAAAAUUUGUUUUCCAUCCAUGUUCUCAGACCUCCUGCACCUUAUUCAUUUAGAUGUAUAACUUAUACUAGAUAACCUAUUCAAUAGGUUAAGAAUCUGUGCCCUAGAUUUGCUAUGGGCAGAGUUAACAAUAUGGUAAUAUCUCCUUCAUUCUGAUGAUUAUACUUCUCCUUGUGUUGUCUAAGAUGAAAUUAGCAUUUUUGGAUAUUCUUUCAUGAUGCUUGUCUCCUACUGAGCUUAUAUUCCACUAAAUUCUCCAGAUAUGUUUCAGGUCAACUGUUUCUCUGUUGUUCUCAGGUGUAAGAUUUUAUUUACAUGUUCCUAUAAAAUUUCAUUAUACUUAAUUUGGACUAAUCUUUUUUGAAAUCCUGAUUAGGUGAUCCACAGUGUGUGUUAUUCUUCCUGAUUUUUGUCAUGUGUUUUGAUAAUCAUGUCUUCUUAAGCCAUUAACAAAACAUGUAGCCCAGGAUUCAGCAUAGAUCACUGGGUCACUUUAUUGGAUAUCUCUUAAAUUGACAAAAAAUUAUCAACUGAAAUUGUAAUUUACCCAGUUCUGAAGAGGUUCUGUGAAAUUUCAUCCCCAGCUACAGUAAUGUUCCUUGAGAGAGAAAAAUGUUUCUUCUUUCAUUUGUCUUUUGGGUAAUAUAUAGCUGCUAUCCAGUGAUGUUGUUGUAGGUUCUAGGGCCUGGGAGAUGAGGAGGGACAAUAUGACAGACAAUUCUAUUUCCAAAUUAUAAAUGGUAAAAGUUUGGGAGGUAUACAUACAGAAGAGUUUGUGUUGUCCAAGUGAAGAAGGAUCAUUAAUGUGAGGACUGGGAGAGGUUUUAAGAAAGAGAUGGCCAUAAAGUAUAGGCAGAAUUUCAAAAGACAGAACAGUUUGAAUAGAGACAUUGAUUGGGGCAAUGGCUCCUUUGGAGCUUUAAUGAGCAUAGGGAGUAGUCAGAGUAGAGUGUGGGUUUAAGGGGUAGCUGUGGUGUGCUGUAGGGGGCCACAUUUGAUAGUUUUUCAGACCCAGUUGGUGAGUGAUUCUGUCUUGUCAGGAUUAAUGCUCACUUCUUAUUACAAUACGGUGUGACCCACCUAUUUGGCAGAAGUUUUGGACUUAGUCCACAAAUUUAAGCUAGUGGCUUUUAGGCAGUGUUUUGGAACCCUUUAACUGCAUGGUCUUCUAGUUAGAAAUCACCCAGGUGGACAAGUAUCUCCCAUUAGUACAUGACACCAAUCACUUUCAGUAUAAGCUGCUGAAAAGUAGUAGAGUCUUCUGGGCAGCCUUUUCUUGUUUGUUAGCCUGUGCCUUAUUUUGACUGCUAUGACCCACCUCACAAUUCUGAGGCACUAGUGAAGUAUUUACCUUUAGCAGUAAGACUAAUGGAUGGUUCAAGUCAGCAUUAUUAUGGUUGUUGUCGUGGUGAUUAUUAUUAUUAUUAUUAAUAGGCUCAUUUAUUUUCUUGUCACUUUCUGAUUCUCUACUUAAAUUGCAAAGUGCAACCCCUCUUUGGGGAGAUUUUUCCCAAGUAGAAGAAUCUUUUGCAUUAGAUGUUAUUUUAAUGCUCUUUACUUACAUGUUAAGAAUUGAUCAUAUUCAUUUUGGAAGACUUAAGAACUCGAUAAUCAAUGCAAUGAGCCACCACAACUCCAGAGGACUGAUAAAGGAGUGUGCUACCCACAUCCUGAAAGGAGGGAUGGACUCAAGAUGCAUAAUGAGACAUAUAUACAUUUUUGGAGAUGGUUAAUGUAUGGAUAUGGAUUUGCUUGACUGCUUAUUUGUUACAAGGAUUGUGCUUUUUGUAUUGCGAGAGAGGGAGCUUGCAAAGAAAAGAAAGAUGAGACUCAAUUGCAGUAUUUUUUUUUAAUUCUCAGAAGGACUUCAAAAGGAAAAAAGAAAGAGAAUAGCUUUCAGAGUAACAUGGUGAAUUGAGUAUAUUCUUAAAAAAAAUAAGUUCUGUAUGAUAGCCAUUCUCAUCUUUGCAUAUCCUGUUUUUCUGUUCUAUUUUGCAUAUGGAAAUAUUCAAUUUCUCUUUGGAAUCCAUUAUAUUUCUAAUAUAAAAAGAAUAUAAGCUACUGGAGGGCCAGAGUAUUUCAUUAUGGCUGUAUCCCUAUCCCCACACAGAACAAGUGCUUAUUAAAUAAUUUUUUUAUUUUUAAGAAAGAUCAUAGUUUUCUUUGAAACAUAGUCACUUGCAGCUUCAUAUAUUUGCAUGGUAAAAGCCCAGUAGGUAUUUUCCCGCCAUAUAACUUCUGUAAAAGGCUAUGUAUCCAUACUCUAAAGGUAAGAGUAGCACUGCCGAGGUCAUUCUUGAGCUUUAUUUGGAUCCAGAAUGAGGAGUUUGCUCAUCCUGAGGUAACUGCCACCUUCCAGUGUCACCUCCUGUAAUCUUUAGAUUAAUUAUGAAUGUCAGAACAUCAGAGAUUUCCUUCUCUUUCCCCCAGUGAGCACCUCUUUUUGCAUCUACUAGAGGUGCUUAAUAUAUACUAAAGGCAAGUUACUGUAGAGACUACUCAACUUGAGAAAGGACUGUCCUUCAAUGCAAACAUUUGAACUCUGGCCAGUGGGUCCUCUUGAACAGUUAAGAUCAGACAAAGAGCCAGCAAAAUUUACCUGGUACAAAAUGCUAUUUUGCAAUCUCCCAGCUAGAUGAUAUUUUGCAAUCUCCCAGCUAUAUAAGAAUACUGAUGUUUCUGUCAGCGUGGAGAAGGCUGGCCAAGGAACACUCUACUGGACCCAACAAUGAACAGUUACUAUAUCUUCAAUUGAAGUUUAUAUAUCUUUAGAUACUUUUGUCAUAGAAGUCCUGAGUGAGAUUUGGUAGAUUCCCAGAUAGUGUAUAUAUUUUGUAAUUAUUUUGAAUGGAAGUCCACUCUUUAUUCUGCUAGAUUUUGUUAAUGUACAGAGAAACUGAUGAUUUUUCUGAUUUUGUCCUGUUUUUUCACUGAAGUUAUUGUUUUAAUUUUAUAUUAAAUUUCUAGGCCUCUUUAAAUAAUAUAAUCUACAAAUAGUCAUAUUUUGUUCCUUCUUUCUCUGUUUUCCAAGUUCUUUUUGUCUUCUUGCUAUAUAACUAGCUUUUCCAGAACUAUAUAAAAAAUAGUGCUAACAACUUGUCUCUGAUCAUAAAAUCCCCUGGUGUUUCUCUGUCAUAGAUGAUGUUUGCUCUAAGUUUUAUACAGGACUGAGGAAAGACGUAAUUGUUGUUAGGCUUUUUCAGUGUCCUAAUGUGACAAUGUUGUAUUUUUGUCAAAAGCUUUUUCUGUGUUGAUAUAAUCUUAAUUUUUUUGUCAUAAAUAUAUGGUGAAUGCAGUGAUUAAUCAUGACUUCAGAAAAUAUAGAUGAUUAAAUUAGCUGUGUUAGGAAACUGCUGGAAACUGUCCUAAACAUGGGUAAAAACAGCGGUAUGAAUGCUGAUUUUACACAGGGAGUGGUUAUUAAAUGGAUUUAUUUUAUAAGGAUACAAUUGUCAAGCACAGGUCAAAGAUGUGUUCUGAUCUGAUUCUGGUGAAUUCUGGUCUCCCUUUUCCUCCCUUAUUCUCAAUGGAAACAGAUUAUGUUUAGUGGCAAAGAAUAUCCCAUGCUGGGUGCCUUUAUGUAUUCAAAGGGCAUGAUGCCUCUACUCAGGAUGGAGUCAGAGAAACUUUUGUGUUUUAGCUUCCAUGGUGGCAGAGGACAGUCCAGAAGCUUUCCUAUUCCCAUUUAACUCGAAUUUUGAGUUCUACCACAACCUAUUGAAACUCCAUCUGUGCCACAGAACCUUGAUGGACCCAGGUUAUAUGGCCAGACUGACCGCUGCCUAGCACACAUUAUUCUCUCUUCUCACCUCUUGCCAAAAAGCUAAUGGGGUAGAAAGAUUGAAUGAGACGGGUUUUCAGACAUGGCCAAUUAGUUGGUUUGCUUUCUUUGGCUAUAUUUGUUUGUUUCAUGGAAAAGAUAUUUACAGUAACUUAGCAGGUAGUGACAGAUGCAAAAUUAAAUGAAAGAAAAGAAUAUCAAUAAAAAAUUUUAAAAUAGAAAAAGAAAACAAGUUAAAAAAGAAUACAAAUGACAAUUUUAUAAUUACCUGGUUAUAUUUAAUAUACUUAAAAAAAAUAAAACCAGAACUUCAUAUUUAAUCUUCUUUUUCCAUUUUUGUGUAUUGAAUAUUUGGUGUUUAUAUAUAUAUUCAUCACACAUACAUAUAUUUACACACAUACACACACAUACAUAUAUAUGUAUAUAUAAAUAUAUGUAUAUGUAAUCUUUCCCCUGAGUUUUGGUCCCACAUAGCAAUUGCCUACUGGAAAUUUUUUCUUUUUCAUUCUUGGCAACACUUCUUAUUGCUUUUCUAAUUGAAAAGGAAAAAAAAAACUUAAAGCCUUUUGUGACAAGCUCUCUAGCUGGCCAUUUCUAAAAAUGUGUGUCAAAUUGUGCAACAUGAAUCCAUCACCUCUCCUAAAGAGGUGGGUAUGGCGCUUUUUUCAUUGUUGCUCUGGAUUGUGGUUUGUCAAUGCAUUGUCCAGAGUUUUUCAAUCUUUGAAAACUGUCUUUACAAUGUGUGGUUGUGUAAAUUGUUCUGGUUCUGUUCAUUCUUACCAAUUCAUACUUCCCAGAUUUCUCUAAAACCAUCCCUUUAAUCAUUUCUUAUAGUGCAAUAAUCCAUUACAUUCAUAUGUUGUAAUUCGUUCACUUGUUCCUCAAAUAAUGGGCACCCCUUUAAUUUCCAAUUCUUUGCCACUAUAGAAAGAACUACUAUAAAUUUUUUUGUACAUAUGGGACUUUUCCCUUUUUCUUUGAUCUCCUUAGGUUCUUAGGUGGCUUAGUAAUGGCAGCAAUGAGUCAAAGGGCAUACACAUGAUUUUGUUUUGGUUUUCUGUUUGCUCUUGUUUUUGUUCAGUUGUGGGGGGAAGGGAUCCAGGGAUAUGGUCUUUUCUUACCCCCAAGGAAAAGAGGAUCAUUGAAACAUGUUUAAAAUGCACAGAGGACAGCAAGAGGAAGGCCAGAAGAAUCACAAGCAAAACUCUGAAAGAAACAUAUUGAGUUUAUUAUGUAUUUAAAAUGAAAAGAAAUCUGUAUGUAGUAAGAUUCGACUUUUAUAUAUAGCCUUCUCUGCUCUGUGUACACUGAAGACUGAGCUUUAUAUAUAUAUAUAUAUAUAUAUAUAUAUAUAUAUAUAUAUAUAUAUAUAUAUCCCUCUCUGUUCUGUGUUCACUGAGGUGCUCAUUUUAGUUGGUUUUAGUUCAUUAAAUUAAGAAUAAAAAUAAAGUCAGGAAAGAAAUGGUGUGUGGAGUUUAGCAACUUUGGGGAAUAGUUUUGUUGCUUUCCAUGACUGUACAAAUUUGGAACUCCACUAACAAAGAAGGACUAUGCCUGUUUUCCUGUAGUUACUCCAACAACUGUCAUUUUAUUUUAUUUUUUUUAAUCAUCUUUGCCAGUCUGAUGGGUAUAAGAUAUAUACACAGUGUUGUUUUAAAUUGCAUUUCUCUUUUAAUAAUUUGAAACAUUUUUUCAUAUGACUUUUGAUAGUUUAAAUUUCUUUCUUUGAAAAUUGCCUGUUCAUAUACUUUGAGCAUUUAUCUAUUAGGAUAUGACUCUUGUUCUUAUUAAAUUUGAAGUGGUUCCUUAUAUAUCUUGAAUAUAUGAUUUUUAUUAGAGAAACUUCAUAUAUUUUCUCCGUUGCUUUCCUUUUAAUUGUAAAACUUUCUGUUUUAUCUUAUUUGAUCUUUUCUAUUGCUAAUUUAAUCAUGACUUCAUCCCCUACCCAUACCUCUGAAAAAUAUUUUCUUCAUUGAUUCUUUAAUUUGUUUAUGGUGUGACCUAUAUCCAAGUCAUAUAUCCACUUACAUUUUAAAGAUGUUGGUCUAUGCCUAGUUUUUACCAUAUUAUUUUCUUUUUUUCUCCAAUAGUUUUUGUCCAACAGUGAACCUUUCCUCCUGGAGCUGGAGUCUUUAGGAUUAUCAAACAUUGUUUUUGUAUUUUAUAUAUGGAAUCUUUUCCAUUGAUUGACAAAAUUUUUAAAUCAAAUCAUGAUUUUGAAGGAGUAAGCAUAGAAAAAGGGAAAGCAAUUGCCAUCUUUUGCAGAUGAUAUGAUGGUCUAUCUAGAGAACUCAAAAGAGUCAAUGAAAAAUGUAUAACUCAAGUGAAGUGUUAGAAUUUGAAGUACAUCCACAUAAAUCAACAUGUCCAUGUAUUGCCAAUAAAAUCCAUUAGACAUGGAUAAAAAAAUUCCAUUCAAAAUAAAAUGAAUAAAUAUUUGGGAGUCCAUCUACCAAGACAUGUGGGAAUAACCUGAAUACAGCUACAAAACAUUUGACAGAAAUAGACCCAAGUAUUGGAGAAAUUUUAAUUCCUCAUGGGUAGAAUGUGCCAAUCAUAAAGAUGAAACUGUCCAAAUAACUGCUUAUUCAGUGCCCUACCAAUCAAAACUACCAAAGGAUUCAGAGCUAGAAAAAAUGACAAAAGUCAUCUGGAGGAACAAAAAAGUCAAGACUGAAGAGAAAUAAUCAGAAAAAAGGUGGAAAGGAAGUGAUCUAGUAGUACUAGACUUCAAACUAUAUUAAAAAAGCAGGAGUCAUCCAAAUUAUUUGGCACAGAUACUAAAUUUCCAAAUGGAUGUCCUGGAGGCAUUUAAGACUCAAAAUAUUCAGGAACAAACAUCUUUUCCUCCAGACUUUUCCCUCUUUCCUGUAUCUGUCUAGGAUACCACCAUCAUUCUAGGCUACCAGGUUCAUAACCUGGAAUUAUCCUUGACUCUUCACUAUCCUUUUUGUCACCUGUGUAUUUUUUAGCCUUCAGAGCAUCUCACUCUUAUCCAACCUUUUCUCUGUUCAUUCAACAGCCACCUUCAUUUAGGCCCUCAUUACCUUUCCUGGAUUAUUACAACAACCUCCUAACUAAUCUCCCUCCCUCAUGUUGUUCUCCAUUCUGGUCCAUCUUCCACAUUGUUGCAAAAGUCAUUCUCCUUAAGAUGAGAUCUGACCAUAUUACUCUUUUCAGUCAACUGCAGUAGCUUCCUGUUGUCUCUAGGAUAAAAUAUAAACUUCUGUUUAGCUUUUAAAGUACUACAAAAUCUUUCACCUCAUUCCCCAAUAUUUCAAUCCCCAUUGGUAUUUCUCUCCCUCACACUUUGCAGUCCUGUCAAACUGGCCUCUUCUCCCACAUGACACGCCAUCUCAUAUCCCUGGCUUUUGCUCUGGUUGGCCCACAUGCCUGGAAUACAUUCCCUCCUCCCUGCUGCCUGGAGUCCUCUUCCUUUAAGAUGCCACUUGAGCACCAUCUUCUGCAUGAAGCUUUUCCUGAUCCCCCAAACUGCUAGUGCCCUCCCUCCACUACUUUGUAUUUAACUACUCUGUAUAUAUUUGUAUUUAUUCAGUUUGUAUUUAUGUUGUAUACAUUUAUAUAUGUACUUGUCUCCACCAUUAAUAUGUAAGCUCCUAGUGAGUAGGGAUUGUUUCAUUCUUUGUAUUUGUAUACCCAGUGCCUGGCACAUAGUAGGUGUUUAAUAAAUACUUGUAGAUUGAAA